This is a messenger RNA of Penaeus indicus, 699 nucleotides long. RefSeq lists its product as uncharacterized. The record is from RefSeq and is a predicted model, not a curated record. NCBI's taxonomy places the organism in Eukaryota, Metazoa, Arthropoda, Malacostraca, Decapoda, Penaeidae. The transcript has a single exon. The coding region runs from base 1 to 699 and encodes 232 amino acids.
AUGCUGGCAGCGGCGGUGGCGGAAGAGGUGGUGGAAGGCGAGGUGGUGGAGGGCGAGGCGGUGGAAGGCGAGGCGGUGGAGGGCGAGGCGGUGGAGGGCGAGGCGGUGGAGGGCGAGGCGGUGGAAGGCGAGGCGGUGGAGGGCGAGGCGGUGGAAGACGAGGCGGUGGAGGGCGAGGCGGUGGAGGGCGAGGCGGUGGAGGGCGAGGCGGUGGAAUGCGAGGCGGUGGUUGGCGAGGCGAUGGAGGGCAAGGCGGUGGAAGGCGAGGCGGUGGAGGGCGAGGCGGUGGAGGGUGAGGCGGUGGAAGGCGAGACGGUGGAGGGCGAGGCGGUGGAAGGCGAGGCGGUGGAGGGCGAGGCGGUGGAGGGCGAGGCGGUGAAGGGCGAGGCGGUGGAGGGCGAGGCGGUGGAGGGCGAGGCGGUGGAGGGCGAGGCGGUGGAAGGCGAGGCGGUGGAGGGCGAGGCGGUGGAAGGCGAGGCGGUGGAGGGCGAGGCGGUGGAGGGCGAGGCGGUGGAGGGCGAGGCGGUGGAGGGCGAGGCGGUGGAGGGCGAGGCGGUGGAGGGCGAGGCGGUGGAGGGCGAGGCGGUGGAGGGCGAGGCGGUGGAGGGCGAGGCGGUGGAGGGCGAGGCGGUGGAGGGCGAGGCGGUGCGUGGUGGAAUGAUGGCUAUGACGGAAGUAGUGGGGAACGAGGUGGUAUAA